GAGUGAGUACGUUUCACAGGAUCCAGGCCUAGUAGUAUUGCCGCUGGGACUCUCCUCAUCCGCUUUCAAAAAAUUGGAAAUUGACACAUUUAAACGCCAAAAUGAGCGGGGCGGGGGUCAUUUUUGCGCUGGCCGACAGUGGAAUGGGAGGAGUCAUGCCAGCAUGAGUGGGCCUUACACAGGCCCAGGAAGGGAGAGUCAUCAGACCAGCUGCCCUUUGACCCCUGGGUGUGACCUCACCGCCCUCUCCUGCCCCUCCAGACGCCAGGAUCACAGGCUUGGGCUAACCAUGUCAGCAGGCACCUCCUCACUCAAACAUGCUUCCUCUAUCUAUGGGUUCACGACGCAAAGGGACCACUCCUCCUCGUCCUCCCCCUCGUCUUCGUACAGUCCUCUCAGGAGGCUCCAGCAUCUCACCACCAUGGUGAGCCAGCCUGACCUGGUCUUGCCGCUGCGGGAGCCAGAGAGGGGCUGGGAGUGGGGGACACAUAAGAAGAAUAGGGAGAAUAUGGAGAGGGACUCCUGGGCUGAUUGCACUAGCAGGGAUCACUCUGGAACCCAGGUUACAAGCCGAGAGGCAACCGUUGUUAACAUUGCUUCCAAAAAGAAACAACCCGAGGUCCAGACGGGAAGUAGAGACACACCGGCGCCUAAUUAUACUGAUUCUGUCACUUCGGAGAAAAAGACAGAAAACUGUUUCUCCGGCCCACCCAGUCCGGCCUUCUCCCUCGACAGUAACAGUCCCUUUGCGAACAACUUACUCCACUUUGAAUCCUCUUUGUUUGAGGAUGACGACAAUGACAUGGAGCGGAGGACCGUGCCACCUCUCAGUGGCAUUCAGGAGAAACGGGAAAAGGUGGGGAAUGUACUUCAGUCCGCCUCCGGAGACGUAAACUUGCACUCCAAAGACUCUUCUCUGACAACAGCUAAAGUCGUCACCCGCUCCCAGUCCUCCGGUCAGCGCAGGAGAUACUGGGAUGGCUCAGAGGACGAGUGGGACAGCGACACCGAGUUACUGCUAUUUGAGGAUAGCCCCUCAAGGCAUUCAAUGCCUCAGAGCAGCCUCAAGAAAAAGUCUUUGCCACCUGUGAAGUUUGUUGAGGGUGAAGUCGUUUGGGCAAAGUUCAGCCGGAGACCAUGGUGGCCCUGCGAGGUGAUUGUCGACCCCGUACAAGGAGUCUAUCACAGAGCGAAAGAGCCUAGCGACCGGCCCUGUCGGCUCUACCAUGUCAGGACGUUUGGGGAGCCCCAGGAGCUGGUUUGGGUGGAGGACAAAUCAACUCAUACUUUCCAUGGAGGUUUUGAAUUUGAACAGCUCCUCCUACUACGGCGGAGGGGGAAACAAAGGGAGCAGAACAGCAAAUACACCAUUGCUAAGCGGUUUAAGGAAUCCUGGAAGUCCAGUGUGGCAGAAGCUGAAUCCAUUCUUCCUGAGAGACCCAAAAUGGCGUCUUCCGUGUCUUUGUCCAUAGCUGAUGCCUUCCAUGAUGCUUCCCCACUGGAAAGAGAGAAUAAGACCCAUCAAAACUUUCUUCCUGUCACUUCAUCUGUCUCCACCCAUACUGAGACGUCACACAUGACCAAUGGAUCCAUUCCAUCCCCAGUAAUUACACCCCCUGUUACAACGCCAACAAAGCCAAGCACUUUAAAGAAAUCUUCUGGAAAGAAGAAACAGAAUGAAGCAUCAAAGGAUACAAAAAGUAAACACUCUAAAAAGACACUGAAUAAUAGUCCUGACAAAUCGGAUAGAGACAGUGAGGAGUGCCCGUACUCUGACCUUGAGUCAGUCCCUAAAAUUUUGUGUCCUAAAGCACUUGAACGUCAGCCUAAGCUAGUUCCGACUCAGCCGUCUGUUGUGGUUGUCAAAGAGGUAAAGAAGCAGCCUGAGAUUCAAAGUGGUCUUUGGUUUAGCAAAUCGAGCAAAGACAGGCGACCUAAAACAACCAGUCCAAUGCCAGACCGCAGUCUCUUCAGUAAGGUCCCCUGUAAGAAAAAGAGCUCAUCUGUUAUUAGUAAAAAGACACCAGCUUCUUGUGCCUCCUCCUCUGUCAGUGCCGCCGCCAACGAGCAGUCAGGAUUAUCGGACAAGCAGAAGACCACUGAAACGAAUCUGCCUCCUGAACAGUCAGGAAAUCUAAAGUGUAAAAACACUGCUGCUGCUAAUGGGCACUUUGGUACAGCUGGUGUUGUGGGUGAGCAGAAGUCUCUAGACUCUAAGGAUAGUGGUUGUUCAAAGGGUAGAAAGUCAGUUGCCAGUUCAGUGGAUACCAUCAGUGGCACAUGUGACCAGUUAAGUCUUUCAGACAUUAAGAAGUCCUUAGAGGCCACUGUGAAAGAUAAUUUGAGUGAUCUAUCCAGGUUUUCAGAGAGUGCAAAGAUUGUCAGUCAAACUGAACAUUCUGAUGCGACAUCUACUAAAAAACAUUAUACAACUGAAAACAUUGCUGAGGAGGAAAAAGAGAGCAAAAACGCUUCAGCAUCCUCUUUACAAGAUAAAACUACGGACCCAUUAGGGUGGCUAGAAACUCAAACGAGUCUGGUCUCUAAAUGUAGGCUACCCUUUGUCAAAUUAAUACGCAAGGACAUAAAAGAUAAGAAGAUCUCAAACUCCAAUACAACUAUUCAUUCCAAAGACCAACCUGGAAGCACAAAGAAAGAGAGACGAUCAGAUACUAACAUGACUACAUUGACAUCCAAACAAUCAAACUGGAUGGAUGGUCAGGGAAGAGCCUCAAAAGACGAGGUAGUCGCCUCCAAAAUAAAAGUCUCAGUUAAGAAAUUAAAAGCACGCGGCAAGUCAAGUAUGGUUAAUUUCUCAUCAGAAUCAUCACAUGAGAAUAUCAUGACCUCAAAUGUUUCCACUGAGGAGUUGGGUAGCCCAGAAACAGAGAGGAUACCAGUUUCAAAUGGAAGUCUGAGUACUGUGAGUUACUCAUCCUCGAACCAGUCAGAUCAGUUUGAAGGUAAAAAGACACCUGACUCUAAUGUAACAAGCAAGUCCUCUGAACAACUGGUCAGAUCAGACCAAGCAACCACAUCUGUCACAUCACAUAGAACGACCGCGCCACCUUCUCACCAGCGUGCAAGGUUAGCAUGUAGAAGAGCUUAUUUUCCAGGACGUCCUUCCUCUGAGAAAACCAAGAAAGUGGCCUAUAAAUCAAAGCGUGGCCCAGAUGAAGUGAAUAAAGUCAUGCACGAGCAGCCUGCCCACCUCCCGGCCAGCAGUCGGCUGAUGACUAGAGCGCUGAAGGCCAUGCAGGAGGCUGAGGAAAAAAAGCGUGAAAAAGUCAAAAAGGAGGCUGAACAGAAACAACCCUUGAAUAAUUUUAGAAAAUCUGAGGACCUGAGCUGCAGUCCCAAAGCCAAAUCGGACUUUUGCACUAGUAAAAAAUUUCCAAAAUCAAAUUCUAAUGACAGUGGUGAGUAUGCACCUGACAGUUUUUCCAGUUGUAGCAGCCCCCAUUUGAUUUUUUCUGAUUCCAAUGACUAUGACACAGAUGUUAAGAGUGAAGAUGAAGACCUCUCAAUUCCCUCAACUCCACCGAUGGACUUUAUACCUCUUACUUCUAAAGCAAAGGCAAAGAAGGAGGAUCGCUCCUCAGACGCAUGGUUAUCGCAUUCACCGUCUUCGCCAUUUUCUUUUAUAAAUGCCUUUAAAAAUGUUGAAGAGGUCUCUUUUCAGUCCCUGACAAAUGAAAGCAAUGGUAAACCCGUUUCUUUCAAGCCAGACACAAACUACAAGUUUAGCACCUUCCUUAUGAUGCUGAAGGACUUGCAUGACACUAGAGAGCGAGACGGUGCGCCCUUAGAACUGGAGAUUGGGCCACCAAGUGCACAUGUUAAGGAAGAGCCUUUAGUGAUGCCAGGGGAGGCUACACCUGCAAGACAAGAUCAACAAUUAGAUUUUGUUCAUAGCAUCUCAAACUCAAGUCCAGAUAAAACCAUAGUCGCACAUAAUGAGGAAGGUCCGUAUCAGAUGUCCAAGAGGCCCUACAACAGACGGGGUAGCUCAUCCAGGUGGAAAAAGAAAGCCAAUCGCAAAGUGCCUUGUCGUCGUGCCAGGUCUGGGCCUGGUUUCCCAGGACUUGAGUCAGGAAUGUCGUCCAUGCCAGCAAAGGACUCUUCCUCAACAGAGGAUUGCUCAUCAAAAAGGCCGGGCAUAUGGGAGCAGCCUGGAGGUGGUGAAGGAGCAGUCGUGGUGACGGAGGAGGAGAGUUGGAGCAGAGUAAAGGAGAAUCUACAGAUCAUGGUGCCUUUGGAGCAGAAGGGGCGUGACAUUGCACUGUCUUUGGAAAAGCCUAAUGGGCUUGUGGACUGCACUAAGAAGAAGGCGAGCUUGACGCACAACACUGGAGAAGGUGACAAGGAUCCGACAGCACAUAAACGAAUAAGAAAACCAAGCAAGAGGAUGAUUGAAUGGACUGAAGAGUACGACCAGAUUUUCUCCGUGAGGAAGAAAACGAGAAAGCCUCUCCAGUUGAUUGGAAAGGCCUCUCAACCCAUUACCUCCAUAUCUGAACCCUCGGAGUGUGACAAGAGCAUGCAAGUCCAGCCAUCCUUGAACUUGCUUCCCGAAAUACAGACACCACCCCCUGAGGAAAUCUGUGCAACGACGCCCUCUGACCUACAAAUUCCCUGCACUGAAAACACAUCUUCACAAGAUGCACCUGUUCUUUCCAUCGACACGUUAACCCCUCCUCCUGAAGCAGAACCUUCGCUACCGGAAAGCAUCGUCAAAGACAAUGGAAGCGCUCCUGUGCUGGAGAAGAAGCGCAAAAGAAAACCCACUCAGAAGAUCCUGGAAUACUGCCUGGAGGCCGAGGCAUCAACAGGCCUCAAGAAGAAGGUCAAAACACUGAAGACUAAUCCACCUCCAACUCCUCAAUCUGACUGCUCAGCACCACCCCUAAAAUCAAAGAGUAAGCCGCUUCCAGCAUCAGAGUCCACACCGGCGACGACCUCUGACCUCUGUACACCCACACCUUUGGUUCAGACCAGCACUCCUGCACCUUCUGCUCCAGAGCAGUCUUCGCCAGAACCCGGACAGGAGGAGACGGCACCAGCUGAUGUCGACGAUCCUCAACCGGACGACGGUAAAGCCGAGGACAUCAAAAAGGACGGAGCAGAGUCAGAGGGUGAACCAUCCAGCCUGGACAACAGUUUCUGCUCCAUGAAGGACGACUUGUCACUGUGUGACGACUCACUUUUACCUACGAGGAAGAUCAUAGGGGACCGAGGAGGCCCGGCUUCCAUGAAGGAGAACAUAUGUCAGGUGUGUGAGAAGACCGGGGAGCUGCUGCUCUGUGAGGGUCAGUGUUGUGGCGCUUUCCACCUGCCCUGCAUAUCUCUGGCCGAAGCACCGAAGGGGAAGUUUGUCUGUCCAGAGUGCAAAUCAGGGGGCAGCCUACUCUGCUGUGAGUCCUGUCCUGCUGCAUUUCAUCGGGAGUGUCUGAACAUCGAGAUGCCCAAAGGCAGCUGGUACUGCAACGACUGCAAGGCCGGGAAGAAGCCUCGCUAUAAAGACAUUGUAUGGGUCAAAGUUGGGCGCUACAGGUGGUGGCCGGCAGAGGUCAGCCAUCCCAAAACAAUCCCAGAAAACAUCCAGAGAAUGAGGCACGAUGUCGGCGAGUUCCCCGUUCAUUUCUUCGGCUCCAACGACUACCUGUGGACCUACCAGGCCAGAGUCUUCCCUUACAUGGACGUGGACGCCAACAGCAAGGAAAAGAUGGGUAAAGGGGUUGAUGCGACCUACAAAAAAGCUUUGGAGGAGGCGGCUGUGCGGUUCCGUGAGCUGCAGGCAGAGAAGGAGCUUCGGCAGCUUCAAGAGGACAGGAAGAACGACAGGAAGCCUCCUCCAUACAAACACAUUAAGGUUAAUCGACCAAUAGGAAAGGUUCAGAUCUUCACUGCCGACCUCUCAGAGAUCCCCCGCUGUAACUGCAAGAAGACAGAUGAUAGUCCAUGUGGGAUGGACUCCGAGUGUAUCAACCGCAUGCUGCUCUACGAAUGCCAUCCACAGGUUUGCCCGGCGGCCGAGCGGUGCCUCAACCAGGCGUUCACCAAGCGUCAGUACAGCCAAGUAGAGAUCUUUAGGACGCUGUCUCGAGGCUGGGGGCUCCGCUGUGUCCAUGACAUUAAGAAGGGUCAGUUUGUGAGCGAGUAUGUCGGGGAGGUGAUCGAUGAGGAGGAGUGCAGGUCGAGGAUCAGACACGCUCAGGACAACAACAUCUGUAACUUCUACAUGUUAACUCUUGACAAGGAUCGGAUCAUUGAUGCCGGGCCGAAGGGGAACGAGGCACGCUUCAUGAACCACAGCUGUCAGCCAAACUGUGAGACGCAGAAGUGGACGGUGAACGGUGACACCCGGGUGGGACUGUUCGCUCUCAUCGACGUUGCCGCAGGCACAGAGCUCACCUUCAACUACAACCUGGAGUGUUUGGGCAACAGGAAGACGGUGUGUAAAUGUGGAGCAUCAAACUGCAGCGGCUUCUUAGGCCUCAGGCCAAAGAACAACCCCCCGCCUGAUGAUAAAGAUCGCAAGCUGAAGAGGAGAGGUCACGGCAAGAGGAAGAAGAAGGUGGUGUUGACCAAAGAAAGGGAGGACGAGUGUUUCAUCUGCGGCGACGGAGGACAGAUGGUGUCAUGUAAAAAACCUGGAUGUCCCAAGGUUUACCAUGCAGACUGCCUGAACCUCACCAAGAGGCCUGCAGGUCGGUGGGAAUGUCCGUGGCACCAGUGUGACAUAUGCGGUAAGGAGGCUGCGUCCUUCUGCGAACUGUGCGUCAGUUCCUACUGCUGCCAGCACCGUGACGGCCUGCUCUUCAUCUCCAAACUGGACGGCAAGCUGUCCUGUAGUGCCCACGACCCCUGCGGGGAACCGCUAGAAGCAGGCGAGAUCCGAGAGUACACACCCGAACCCACAGCCCUCACCUCGGGGCUGGGCAUGGCGGUCAUUCCAUCCUCUGCUACUAACACUACCUGCAACGUUAACACGACUGCCAGGAGGGCCUGGGACGUAAGCACCGGUGCAGGCAUGUGCGCGUCAGAGUCCUUUCCUGCUUUUUCCAUCCCAGUACCUAUCACUAUUCCCGUCGCAGCUCCAGCAACGUCGCCUCCUCCCAGUAGUUCUGAUGCUCCCAGCAGCCCGCACGUGUUCGACCUCCCCCACUACUCGCCCAUCUCCUCAUAUGAGGAGGAGAGGGAUGUCUUGGAGGAAGACCUGUUGGCUGAAGAAGAAGAAGAGGAGGAGGAGGAGGAGGAGCUGUUGGAAGAGGGUGAUGCAGAGAGGCAUAAAUCAGACACUAGUGAAGACGACAGAGAGACAGUAAUGGAGGAGGAGGGGGUCGAAUACCUGGAGCUCAAAGAUGAAGAAGAGGAGGAGGAGGAGGAAGAGGAUGAAGAAGAGGAGUGACGCACAGAGGAUCAUUAUUUACAGAGUCACUACAGUGAGGAAGCACAUGGAGGUUACUCAGUUACAGUCACUGUUAAUGUUCAGUAUUCAGUUGGAUGUAUGGAGGGGCUUUUAGGAGAAAACUACAUUUAAAAAAAUAAACAAAUUGUGAGGUUUAUAAAUAAAAAAUAUAAUAUAAUAUAAUUUAUGUAUACACUGACACACAUCCAACAAUUUUGCAGUUUAUUUAUGCUUGCAAUACAUGUAGUUUUACCCUGGUAAUCACUCCCUACCUCCAUCUACACACCUGCUACGAGUGCACAAAAACUAUCCGGACCCGGGACAUCAAUCAUGAGACUUGGAAACACAUUUCAUCUUUUUUUGUUUUGUUUUCUCACAUGUUUGUUGGAGGUGUAGGUCAGGUGUCCUAGAAAGCUUUGUGCUUUUAGAGGCAGAUGUUUUAUAGUAGAAAAGAGAGUCACAGCUGGGCUCGGUUUGUGACUUCUACUGAGUUAAAUCGGGAUUAUGUUUACAUCCGUGCAGUUUGAGGCCGUGUCAGAAAAACGUUGUAUUUGUCUAGAAUUAAACUAGCUGAAGUUCUCUGUGUCCUUUUUAAAGCUUUUCUUUCUAAUCUGAACACUGUUGAACCACCACAACCAACGGAGUUAAACUCGCCCUCGUGGUCCAGUUGUCGGGACACACGAUGCUGGCAACCCCUUCCACAAAGGCCCGAGUCAACGUACACGCAGGACUCCAUAACCUGGGAAUAUUAAUUGUUGCUUAUAUUAAAUCCACUCUCCUCUCCAUUUCCAGUUCUUCAUGAUGACUCACAUCAAUUAGUUGGUGCUUCGAGAUCCAGGACUACCAGUGAAGAUAUGACAGGCUGCCUGGAGUAGUCUUAACCAUGCCAACUUUGUCUUUCCUGGUGUUGUUGGGAAAAACAAAAUGCAGUAUAAUGGAAUCAACUGUUUUUUAAUAGAUGUAGAUUUGGUUUGCAGCUACAAAUAGACUCUAGAUUCGAACAUUUCAUGCCAAAAAAAAAAAGAUUAACUGUUUGAAAGUUAAAGUGUGAAAGAUUUCGUGCCAUCCUGGGACAUUCAGCUCCGCUGUUGUUGGACUGCAGGCUCACGUCGUCCAUCAACUAAUGGUGUGCAACGCGAAAUGAACGCUCAGCCUUGCCCUGGCAGUCGGAAAGAAAAGGUAGCACUCAGUUGGCUCCAGUGUGUGUGCUGUGCUCUGUAGUCAUUAUUUAUUCGCUGGUCUGUGACGCACAAACGGUGACGAGGGAGGGAGAGCGGCGGGGUCGGUGCCCUCCUCCCUCGUUCUUGACCCCCAAACUGCUCGGGGAAACAAAAGUCUUUCGGAGGGAGCAAAAACGUUUGAAACGGCGGACUCCUGUCACCACGCUUGCACUUGGGUAUGUGUUCUUGCCACGUUUCGCUCCGUCUUCAAGCUUAAUAUUGUCUGUGUGUUAUCUGCCAAUGCCUUAGAGUGUAUUUCUUUGGAGAUAUUUUUAAGGAACAAUGUCGCCCCUGUGAGAGCCAAGUUUCCCUACUAAUGCCUUUUUACAGUUGCCCAACAAGAAAUGUCUCAUUCCAGUGUAAUUAUGUUAGAUCUCAACCACUGACCUGUCAAAACAACUGCUAUAUAAAUAUAUAAGAAGACAUGAAA
Neolamprologus brichardi is the source of this 9061-nucleotide messenger RNA. The record is from RefSeq and is a predicted model, not a curated record. NCBI's taxonomy places the organism in Eukaryota, Metazoa, Chordata, Actinopteri, Cichliformes, Cichlidae.